AUGUCUUGGGCAGACUCCUCCCCCGGCAUGCAGGCCGGAAGAGUGCCUGUCAAUGGCCAUGACCCGGAAGAAGAAAGUGCCCAAUAUCCGAGGCCCCCCGACAAGAGGAAGAAGGUUGUUGUUGUGGGGUUGGGAAUGGUGGGCAUUGCAUUCAUUGAGAAGCUACUGAAGAUGGAUGCAAAAAGGAGGGAAUACGACGUCGUGGUUAUUGGAGAGGAACCACAUUUGGCGUACAACCGUGUUGGCUUGACUAGCUUCUUCCAGCACAGGAAGGCGGAGAACCUAUAUCUGAACCCUCGAGAAUGGUAUUCUGGUUUGCCAGAAGGCUCCCUCAAUUACCACCUCAAUACCCAGGUAACCGAAAUACACUCCUCAGACAAGGUUGUCUCAACAUCCACCGGCGAAACCGUCCCAUAUGAUAUACUCGUCCUCGCUACCGGCUCCGACGCUCUUCUGCCGCGACACACGCCUGGUCAUGAUGCAAAGGGAGUCUUCGUCUAUCGCACAAUUGAAGACCUAGAAAAGCUCAUCAGCUAUUCAGAAACGUGCAAGGGCGCUACGGGUGCAGUCGUAGGUGGUGGUCUGCUCGGAUUGGAAGCUGCAAAGGCCAUGAUGGAUCUCGAAAGCUUUGGCAAAGUCAAGCUCAUCGAGCGCAACCGAUGGGUUCUUAGUCGGCAAUUGGACAACGAUGCCGGCAGCAUGGUCGUAGACCUUGUGCGAAAGCUAGGCUUAGACGUGCUUCUUAGUAAGCGAGUCGGCAGGAUUGAAGUGGAUGAGGACAACGCCGUCAAAGGGGUGCUAUUUGAAGACGGGGAACACAUGGAGUGCAAGUGUCUCAUGUUCGGUAUCGGUAUCAAGGCUCGAGACGAGCUUGCGAGAAGUGCAGGAAUCAAAUGUGCCGACAGAGGUGGAGGUAUAGUCAUUGAUCCAAGUCUCAUGACGAGCCAGGACGGCGUCUAUGCUAUUGGAGAGUGCGCCAGCUGGGAAAGUCAGACUUUCGGCUUGAUCGCUCCCGGCAUCGAGAUGGCUGAGGUUCUUGCUUUCAACAUGACUCAGGCAAAGGUUCAUGCUACAAGGAAGUUUAAGAGACCGGACCUGAGCACGAAGCUCAAGUUGCUAGGUGUGGAGGUGGCCAGCUUCGGAGAUUUCUUUGCCGACAGAGACGGACCUAAAGACCUACCAAUUAGGAGACAUGGAGCGAAAAGCCAGGAUAAAACCGGGGUCCAAGAACAGGAAGAGCAAGUGAAGAACCUUACUGAUGGGCCACCCCCGCCACCAGUGAAAGCUUUGACUUAUAUGGACCCCUUUCAAGCGGUCUACAAGAAAUUCCUUUUUACAUUGGACGGCAAACAUCUCUUGGGAGGCAUGAUGAUUGGAGAUACCAAAGAUUAUGUCAAAUUGGUACCGAUGGUGAAGAACCAAACGAUGUUGGACGUUCCCCCCAGCCAAUUCAUCUUAGGAGCCGCCAAGGAAGGAGAGGACGAUGCAAACGAUUUGACUGACGACACACAGAUCUGUUCAUGCCAUAAUGUCACGAAAGCAGAUGUAACAAAGGUCGUCAAGGACGGAACAUGCAAAAGUAUUGGAGAUGUAAAGUCGUGUACAAAGGCUGGCACAGGCUGUGGUGGCUGCAUGCCUCUUGUGCAGACGAUCUUUAAUACGGAAAUGAAGGCUCAAGGAUCGGAGGUCUUGAACCAUCUCUGCCCUCAUUUCAAACACUCACGAGCCGAUCUUUUCCAUAUCAUUACCGUCAAAAAGCUGAAACAAUUUCCGGAGGUCAUGAAGGAGUGUGGUACAGAUCCAGAUUCUCUGGGAUGCGAAGCAUGCAAACCAACUAUCGGCUCCAUCCUCGCCUCACUCUACAAUCAGCACGUUAUGGACAAACCGCUGCAUGGUCUCCAGGACACCAACGACCGAUACCUCGGCAAUAUUCAGCGAAAUGGUACCUAUUCCGUGAUUCCUCGAGUAUCAGCCGGAGAGAUCACCCCGGAGAAGCUCAUCAUCAUCGGCACCGUUGCCAAGAAGUACGGACUCUACUGCAAAAUCACUGGCGGCCAACGCAUCGAUAUGUUCGGUGCUAAGAAAGAAGACUUGAUCGAUAUCUGGACCGAACUCGUCAACGGCGGCAUGGAAUCCGGUCACGCUUACGCCAAGUCCCUACGAACUGUCAAGUCGUGUGUUGGAACUACGUGGUGCCGCUUUGGCAUUGGCGACAGUGUAGGCAUGGCCGUCCGCCUUGAAGAACGCUACAAGUCCAUACGCUCGCCCCACAAAAUGAAAGGCGGCGUCUCUGGUUGUGUACGUGAGUGCGCUGAAGCCCAAAACAAAGACUUUGGGCUCAUCGCCACGGAAAAAGGCUUCAAUGUCUUCGUCGGCGGUAACGGUGGAGCAAAGCCACGCCACAGCGAGCUCCUCGCCAAAGACGUACCACCAGAUGAUGUCGUCCCCAUACUCGAUCGUUACCUGAUGUUUUACAUGCGCACAGCAGACAAGCUCCAACGUACAGCCCGCUGGAUUGAGCAACUACCAGGUGGCAUCAAGUACCUCCGUGAAGUCAUUCUCCAAGACAAACUCGGCAUAGCAGCCGAGCUCGAAAUGCAAAUGAAUCAGCUCGUGGGCACCUUCUUCGACGAAUGGGCCGCUGCCAUUAAAGAUCCCGCUCGCCGAUCAAACUUCCAACAAUUCGCCAACACAGACGAUACCCUUUCCGUUGUUGACAAAGUCGACGAGCGUGGCCAACAACGCCCCGCUUACUGGCCCAAAGAGAGCACAACUGAGGAUUUCCGUGGCACGCAAUGGAGUGACCUCGCGUGGCAGCCUAUAGUGGAAAGCAAACACUUCGUCGAUACUCCGACCGGCAGCAGCAAGAACGUCAAGCGUGGAGACACGCAACUCGCCGUCUUCAAGAUCAAAGGAAAGUGGUACGCCACGCAGCAGAUGUGCCCGCACAAACGCACUUUUGCUCUCAGCGAAGGUUUGAUAGGCGACGACACGAAAGCGGAUAAGCUCUGGGUCUCCUGCCCUUUCCACAAGAGAAACUUCGCCCUCAACGGCUCCGAUGCGGGUAAGUGCUCCAAUGACGCCGAAGUCAAUAUCGCUACUUUCCCUGUUGAAGAAAGAGACGAUGGCUGGGUCUAUAUCAAAUUACCUCCCGUUGAUGAGUUGGACGCGAGACUGGGGACCAGCAAAUGGAAGGUCAGGAAGGGCGAAGGGAGUGAACCGUUUGGGAAGCUGGAUGAGAAGCUGAAGGGCAUGAAGGGACGGAAGCCAUUGCAGGAUAGUCAUUUUAAGGAUGGAGCGGGCGAGGUGAAGGCUGCGAGGGAGAUUACGGCUGGAGGAAAUGGGGGAAUUGAUUGGUAA
Letharia lupina is the source of this 3360-nucleotide messenger RNA. RefSeq lists its product as uncharacterized. NCBI's taxonomy places the organism in Eukaryota, Fungi, Ascomycota, Lecanoromycetes, Lecanorales, Parmeliaceae. Gene Ontology annotation, molecular function: heme binding; nitrite reductase [NAD(P)H] activity; 2 iron, 2 sulfur cluster binding. The transcript has 3 exons. The record is from RefSeq and is a predicted model, not a curated record. Bases 1 to 3360 code for a protein of 1119 amino acids.